Molecule: messenger RNA, 1463 nt
Organism: Astyanax mexicanus (Mexican tetra)
Lineage: Eukaryota; Metazoa; Chordata; Actinopteri; Characiformes; Acestrorhamphidae
Gene: p2rx4a
Product: purinergic receptor P2X, ligand-gated ion channel, 4a
Exons: 12
Coding region: 142-1314 (390 amino acids)
Biological process (GO): response to ATP; monoatomic cation transmembrane transport
Cellular component (GO): plasma membrane; nuclear inner membrane
Molecular function (GO): ATP binding; purinergic nucleotide receptor activity; extracellularly ATP-gated monoatomic cation channel activity
Source: RefSeq, a predicted model, not a curated record
ACUGGGAAACGUCAGGCCACAGUCACUCUCCCUUGUGUCUCAUUAACGUGUGACGAGCUGAGAGUGAAUCAGGUAGAAGCGCACAACAGAAAUGGAGACACUGUAGCGGAGAAAAACUGCCUCAAAGGAGCAGGAAACACGAUGGCGGCGUCUGAUAAGAACUGCUGCGUUUCCCUCACGCGGUGUUUCUUUGACUACUCCACUCCGAAAACUCUGGUGAUCCGGAGCAAAACUGUGGGGGCAAUAAACCGCCUCUGUCAGGCUCUAGUCAUAGCCUAUAUCAUAGGGUAUGUUUGUGUCUGGAAGAAAGGUUACCAGGACACGGACACAGUCAUCAGCUCAGUCACCACCAAGGUGAAAGGCAUUGCUCUGACCAACACCUCUGACUUGGGCACGAGGAUUUGGGACGUGGCCGACUACAUCAUCCCCCCUCAGGAGGAGAACUCAUUCUUUGUACUCACAAACCUGAACAUCACACCAAACCAAACACAGUCACACUGUCCUGAGAAUCCUGGACCUGAAUCCUCAUGCUCUUCAGACCAGGACUGCAAGAAGGGAUUCCGCAACGGCCGACUUAGUGGUGUGCGGACAGGCAGGUGUGUACAUUUCUCGGAGAGGAUUAAGACGUGCGAGGUGUUGGCCUGGUGUCCUCUGGAGAAAUAUGACGAACCUCCAGAUCCUCCGAUGCUGGCAGAAGCAGAGAACUUCACAGUUCUGAUAAAGAACAGCGUCCGGUACCCCAAGUUCAACUUCAGCAGACGAAACAUCUUGCCCCAUAUAAACAGCACCUACUUGUCUAAGUGCGUGUUCAGCCGUGAUACGGAUCCAGACUGUCCAAUCUUCAGGCUCAGAGACAUCGUGGCUGAGGCUGGAGAGGACUUUCAGGCUAUGGCAGUGCAUGGGGGAGUGAUGGGUGUCCAGAUCCGCUGGGACUGUGACCUGGACAUGCCUGCAAACUGGUGCGUCCCACGCUACACAUUCCGCAGACUUGACAACAAGGAUCCAGAAAACAACGUGGCUCCAGGAUAUAACUUCAGGUUUGCAAAGUAUUACAAAAGCAGUAAUGGUGAAGAGAUCAGAACUUUGAUUAAAGGAUACGGCAUCCGCUUCGACAUCAUGGUGUUUGGAAAGGCAGGAAAAUUCAAUGUUGUACCAACACUCCUGAACAUAGGUGCUGGCCUGGGUCUCAUGGGGUUGGUCACUGUGGUGUGUGAUUGGUUUGUCCUUGUUUUCAUGAGAAAACGACAUCUUUACAGAGAGCGUAAAUACUCUUAUGUGGAUGACUUUCAGUUGCUGUCUAAUGAGGUCCCAUAGAGGUCUGAAGAUUUUGGGAAAUACACCUGCACUGACUGACCCUGUUAAUCCUUUGCUGAUUGCACUGAAUUGUGCACUGAUACUUUUUGUAUUUAAACUACUUUUAGGGAAAAUGAACGGAACAAUAAAUCAAUUGAAAUUAUUCAUAA